Pangasianodon hypophthalmus (striped catfish) is the source of this 4011-nucleotide messenger RNA. It is a transcript of the gene kdm2ba, whose product is annotated as lysine (K)-specific demethylase 2Ba. Bases 680 to 2953 code for a protein of 757 amino acids. Gene Ontology annotation, molecular function: zinc ion binding; histone demethylase activity; DNA binding. Gene Ontology annotation, biological process: protein demethylation; regulation of transcription by RNA polymerase II. NCBI's taxonomy places the organism in Eukaryota, Metazoa, Chordata, Actinopteri, Siluriformes, Pangasiidae. The transcript is spliced from 13 exons. The record is from RefSeq and is a predicted model, not a curated record.
CGAACAGAUGUAGCGCGUGCACUAGCAUCACAUUCACCGUCAAAUCGUUGAUGAAGAAAGAAAAACAAUCGCUCAUUUUUGCCUCAAAAACACACUUUACAACCGCAAUCGUUUGUUCUCAUGCGGUGAAACGACAUCUGGGGUGUCAACUGAGUAUAAAAGUGUCGAAUGAAUUAAAUAAACGUCUUGUUUGUGUUAGCUAGCUAAUCUGCUAACAUGCUAGCCACCUCGCUAGCCAGUUCUUUGUGAACAAGGCAAGUGUCCAUCCCACGGCCACGCCCCCUCUCUCCCCGUGAUACGUCAUACGUAAGCUGUAUCUGUCCUCCAUCUGGAUUCUCAUUGGCUGAACGGAGUUCUACCCGCACGUCUUUUCAUGAAUAUGCAAAUUGCAGCAGGCGUCAGGCUAGUGUGUGCUGCUACCAAACAGCGAGCUAGGCUAGUUAGAGAGAGCAGAGGCACAGAGAGAGAGAACGAGGCAAAACAGAUAAGAGAAAGAGGAGAAAGAAGGAAGAGAGGGAGAGAAAGAGAAAGUGUGUGUGUUUACAAGAGGGGAAAAAGAGGUGGAUUCCGCCAUGAUUGUGUGUUUUUAGGGCUGGCGAUGAAAUUGAGUAGCCAUGGCCAUGUCUCUGAGUGCAGACGAUGAAGAUUACGACUCGGACACAGCCGAACAGGGCGACAGAUGGAGAUGAGGUUUCGGUUAGAUGUUUCUGGAGGUGUGAGACAGCAAAGGCCAGCCAACAGGCCCAAACCCAAGAUGGCGUCCACACCCACAGCGUCCACGCCCACCACGUCGACAUCCUCGUCGUCAGCGGGGGGCGUGGUGAAGCUGCCGUCCAAUAGGAGCUCGUCGGGGGCGCGGCGCAGACGCACACGCUGCAGGAAGUGUGAGGCGUGUGUGAGGAGCGAGUGUGGAGAGUGUCACUUCUGUAAGGACAUGAAGAAGUUCGGGGGACCAGGACGCAUGAAACAGUCCUGCAUCAUGAGGCAGUGUAUCGCUCCCGUUCUGCCCCACACCGCGGUGUGUGUGGUGUGUGGAGAAGCCGGUAAAGAGGACACGCUGGACGAUGAGGAGGAGAAAUUUAACGCCAUGCUGAUGGAGUGCUCCAUCUGCAACGAGAUCGUCCACCCUAACUGCCUAAAGGUGAAGGACGCAGCAGGGGUAGUGAACGACGAGCUCCCUAACUGCUGGGAGUGUCCCAAAUGUAACUACGCAGGGAAGACUGGGAAAGCCUGCAAGCAAAAACGAGGCCCAGGAUUUAAGUACGCGUCCAACCUGCCGGGCUCGCUGCUGCGGGAGCAGAAAUCCACGCGGGACGGCAAGGACGAAGGCGAGCGCAGGCGGGCCGAGAGGGACGACGCCCCCAGGAUGCCCUGUGAGGACACGCCCACGCUGCUGCUGCCCAGAGACGUGCCCCGCCCCCGACCCGACAUGCCCAACUUCCUCAGGAAGAAGAAGAAACUGUUUGAUGAUGACGAUGAGGAAGAGGACGCUAGUGCAAAGAAGAAGCUGAAGAAGCCGUGGAAGCCGGAGGAGUCGUUACUGCCGAAGAUGUCCUCGAUGAAGAUGGAGGAGGAGGAGCAGUCAGAGGCAGAGGAGGAGAAAGAAGAGGAGAACAAACAGCCAUCACGCGGCACAAACAGGAAAGAGUUUGCGUCUGUGAGGAAACAGGAGGAGGAGAGGGACGAGGACGAGGACGACACAAACAAGUUUGUGAAGGAGGAGGAGGAGGAGGAUGAAGGCAGCGAGCUGCAGGAGCGAGUGCAGAGAGCACAGCGGGCUAAACGAGCGCAGCGCAGGAGGACGGGACGGAACGAUCACUCGCUCGCUAACGAGAACCUGCAGCCUGACGACAGCGAGAACGACGAGAACGACAAGAAAAACUUCCGGAACGGAGAGAACGGAGAGAGAGCGCACCUGCGGGCCCGCGAGAUGAACGGUGCAUCAUGGGAGUUGCGCCAUUUUUACCCGUCUCAGAUCGUACCAUUGGGUCUGAACCGUAUCCCCCCGCCCAUCCGCCCGCCGCCCCCCCGCUCACCACCCAAAUGUGUUCAGAUGGAGCGUCACGUGAUCCGCCCUCCCCCCAUCUGCCCUCCUCCUGAUAGGCUGCCGCUGGCCGAUGGGCGGAGCCACGUGGUGCAGCGUGAAGUCUGGUUGGCCAUUUUCAGUCACCUGAGUCACCGUGAGCUGUGUGUGUGCAUGCGGGUGUGUCGCACCUGGAACCGCUGGUGCUGCGAUAAGCAUCUGUGGACGAAGAUCAACGUGAGCCGCUGUAAAUCCAUCACCCCUCUGAUGCUGAGUGGAAUAAUCCGGAGACAGCCAAUCAUGCUGGACCUCAGCUGGACCAACAUCUCCAAGAAGCAGCUGAGCUGGCUCAUCAACAGACUGCCCGGUCUGCGUGUGUUGAUCCUGUCCGGUUGUUCCUGGGCGGCUGUCUCCGCUCUCUGUACGUCCAGUUGUCCUCUUCUGCGCUCUCUGGACCUGCAGUGGGUGGAAGGACUGAGAGAUACACAGAUUAAAGACCUGCUGUCUCCACCGACAGACAACAGGCCAGGUCAGAUGGACACUCGGAGUAAGCUGCGGAACGUUCUGGAUCUGCGUCUCUCGGGGUUGGACAUCACGGACGUGUCUCUGCGUCUCAUCAUCAAAAACAUGCCGCUGUUAAAACACCUGGAUCUGAGUUACUGUAACCACGUCAACGACCAGAGCGUCAACCUGCUGACCGCCGCCGGGACGACCACCCGCGACUCUCUCACUGACAUCAACCUGUCAGUGUGUAACAGGAUAACGGAUCAGUCCCUGAGCUACUUUAAGCGCUGUGCGAGUAUCUGCCGUAUCGACCUGCGCUUCUGUAAGCAGGUGAGCAGGCAGGCGUGCGAGCGCUUCAUCGCCGAGAUGUCGGUCAGCGUGUCGUUCGGCCUGAAGGAGGAGAAACUGCUGCAGAAGCUCAGCUAACACACACACACACACACACACACACACACACUCUGACAAGGUGAACAUGCUAACACGGGACAUUAAAGCAUGUUUUGUACAAUAAAAUAUGUAUUUAAAUAAAGACGCAGGAAUGGAGGUCAUGCGCACACACACACACACACACACACACACACACACACACACACACACACAGUCAUCGUGUUGCUAUUGGAAACAUGUAGCUGCUCAUCGUGUGUGAUAUUUCGGUUUAAUAUCAUUUGGUGGGUUUUAUAAUCUCUAUAUAAUGGAAUUUUUAUAUGUUUGUCGUCUCGGUGUUAGAUGUGUGCCGACGUUCCACUUCCAUAUCGCCAUGGUUACAGCAUUUAAUCAUGCAAAUACAUCACGCUUCAGUUAUCACACUCAGCAGGGGCGGAGCUUAAAUUCAGUCUGAUCAGCCAAUCACGUGACAUCACCACUAGCCUUUCUUUCUGUGAUCCGUUAAUGAUUAACUGAUGGAGUUGAAACUAAGCUCCGCCCUUCCCGGGGUUCUGCGCUCCGGGGCGAGUGAUCCUGAAGCGUCCGCGAUAGCGACGUCGUGUCUGGGGUUCGGAUCGGCGCAGGUCUAGUCUCGUUCUCCAGACGCAGAUUUUCAGUUCGUGUGUUCAUCUCAGCUCUGCGGAAAACGUCCGAUUUGUUUUUCAAAUCAGUGCCAUACUUUCACAUUUCAUACCUCAUGUCUCUCUUUUAGAAAUUAAAUCAAAGCUAAAAAAAAAAAAAAAAAAGAACCUUAUUUAUACAUUCGGAUGAAUUCAUUUGAGUUCCACUUUCUGUGAGUACGUAAAGGAAACGUACAGACGCACAUGUUCCCGUUCGCCGAGAUGGACUUCAGGCUACAGACGCACAUUCCACUCGGCUGAUCGACUGCAUUUGGGACGUUUUAUUUUCCGGUGAACCGUCCUGCAGUUUUCACUCAUCACUGUAUUAAAUACACUCAUCAUUACGAGGAGAAACUUUACAGCAUUGUUCACCAACUGAAACACUUCUGUGUAAAUUUGGCUAUUUAUAUUUGUACGCAGUAAUAAAAGAAGAAAAGAACA